AUAAUGCAAACUUUAGAAUAUCUCUCUUUAUUGAAUCGUGCACAAUUCCCCUAUUUUCUCUUUAAGUCACUCUGCUUUCCAACGUAAACAAAAAAAGAAAUUGAUAAAGCUUCUUCUCUCUCUGCAUUUACCGAAAGAACUCAAACAAUUCUCUCAUUCCUCUCUCUCAAUCGCUCUCUCCUCACGACAACACAAUAACAAACGUUCAAGCAUAUGUUUCUUUUGCUAUCUGCCAUGCUAACAAACAACGAUCUGACAAUAUACCCUCACCCCAUACGAAAACCCUAAGCCCCAAAUUCACUUAUCAAUCAAGAUGAUUACAGAUUUAUUGUAGCCUGCUUCUGGUACACAGGGUUAAUUUGAUUUUGGAUUAAAGAGAUGCAGUGGCGGUUCCGUAGAUGGAUGAAAGUGCGUGAGUGGCCAAAGAUCGUUGCUGGACCGAGAUGGAAAACAUUCAUUCGACAAUUCAAUAGCAUUAAGAGUCGUAACAUGAAUGUUAAACAAGGAAAGAAAAUGGGUUCCUAAACAAUUGAUUGGAUAUGGUGGGAUGUCGUCUUCACAUUCAGCUAUUGUUACUGCUGUUGCUACGACGGUUGGAUUUCAAGAAGGAUUUCGUGGAUCGCUUUUCGCUACUGCGUUGGUUCUAGCUAUCAUUGUUCUUAACCAAAUUGUAAUUGAACUUUCUCCUGAACAUCCUCUGACUGACAGCAGACCUCUUCUGGAACUUCUUGGGCAUACCCCGCCUCAGGUUCAAUAGUUUGGAUUUGAUUGCUUUCUAAUUUCUGUGAUUAUGGAUUCAAUUUUAGAAUAGAGAAUUUAAUGGAUAUUUGGUUGUUUUUGCACUUGAAAGAAUUCUUCAGCAACCUAAAGUAUAGGGAUUUUGAUGUUUGUCGAGUGUUUACACUAAAUAUAGUUGAUGAGCAUUGCUACUGAUUGUGUAUAGUAGGUGACGAUUAUGUUGUGCAAAAUCGUGUUUUAUGAAUAUUUAAAUCUAUGACAGUAUGUUUUAUUUUCUUAGUAUUAUAUAU
Molecule: messenger RNA, 1028 nt
Organism: Vicia villosa (hairy vetch)
Lineage: Eukaryota; Viridiplantae; Streptophyta; Magnoliopsida; Fabales; Fabaceae
Exons: 4
Coding region: 494-757 (87 amino acids)
Source: RefSeq, a predicted model, not a curated record